This is a messenger RNA of Colletotrichum acutatum, 405 nucleotides long. RefSeq lists its product as uncharacterized. Bases 131 to 361 code for a protein of 76 amino acids. Lineage: Eukaryota; Fungi; Ascomycota; Sordariomycetes; Glomerellales; Glomerellaceae. The record is from RefSeq and is a predicted model, not a curated record. The transcript has a single exon.
AAUAUUCAAGUCCCUUCGGAGACUUUGCUAAUUUCGCCAACCUAUUCCGAUCGUUCUCAUAUCUCCUGAAUUCGCGAUCAGACGUUUGGGGAGUGGCAUCGGGUUUGGACAAGGAUUCUACGAAGCGUGAAUGGCGCUCAAAACACUGGAGCAAGCUAUCACCGUUUUGUCCCUUUCCAUUUCGUCGGUCCUUGCCCUUGCUUUUAGUUAUACCUUUGCCGCUACCUUUACCCUGGCCGCCGCUCGAGUUUUGACCAUUGCGGUUGGCCUCGCGGCUCUUGCUGGGUUCUUGGAAGCCAUAGUGAACCAAGCGCAGAGACCUUGCGAGUCUUUAAAUAUGCACAAAGGGGUGGUAGCGUGAUAUUGCUUAGGUGGCGCUUCGGGAAGGGCGGGCAGUUGUAGUGU